AUGGACUUCUCUCUGGGCCUACGCCUGGGGCCUCGCAACAAGAAGGCUGCCCACCAAGAGUCCCCUACUCCUUCCAGGCAUGGUCCACCAGCUGCCUCUCCUUGUCUAUCCUGCCCCCCCUCUGCCUGUACUUUCCCCUGCCCUGGCUGUCCCCCUCCCACCUGCUCCUGCACUGCCUGUCCCUCUUACACAGCUCCCUGCCCCUCCUGUCCCAGCCUCCCUGGUCCACCCUGCACCUGCUCUUGCCCUCCCUGCCCUGCUUGUCCACCCUUGACUUGUCCCCAUACUUCCUGUGUCCCAUGCUCCGGUCCACCGCUAGCCUGCUGCCACCCCUCACCUUGCCCCAUUUACCCUUGCUCCAGGGGCCGAGCUGCUUGUUUGAGCUCCUGCAUGGGCUGUAGUGACAGCUGCGGCUGUGGCCAAGGAGCUGCCUGGGGGCCUCUAGGCUCCACUGGCUGUUGCAGCUGCUGCUUCAGGGGACAACGCACUUCUCGGGGGCGCUGUCUGAUAGUGUAG
Messenger RNA from Lemur catta (Ring-tailed lemur), 516 nucleotides. Its product is annotated as keratin-associated protein 5-5. The transcript has a single exon. Bases 1 to 516 code for a protein of 171 amino acids. NCBI's taxonomy places the organism in Eukaryota, Metazoa, Chordata, Mammalia, Primates, Lemuridae. The record is from RefSeq and is a predicted model, not a curated record.